Messenger RNA from Chroicocephalus ridibundus (black-headed gull), 4649 nucleotides. It is a transcript of the gene EXOC2, whose product is annotated as exocyst complex component 2. Bases 151 to 2928 code for a protein of 925 amino acids. Gene Ontology annotation, biological process: Golgi to plasma membrane transport; exocytosis. Gene Ontology annotation, cellular component: exocyst. The transcript is spliced from 28 exons. NCBI's taxonomy places the organism in Eukaryota, Metazoa, Chordata, Aves, Charadriiformes, Laridae. The record is from RefSeq and is a predicted model, not a curated record.
AUCGAUUCACCUCGGUCAGCGGCUGGAGGUGCCUGCGCCCGCCGGACGCGGAGGCACUGCCGGGAGCGGACCUGCCCCAGGUGCCGGAUACGAAACGCGGCGGCGGCGGCCGAUAAAAGCAACUCAGUUUUCAGUAACUGAGUAGACAUCAUGUCUCCAGCACGGCAGCCCCCACUUGUAACCGGCAUCUCUCCCAAUGAAGGCAUCUCAUGGACAAAAGUGACGAUCAGAGGAGAAAAUCUGGGGACUGGGCCUACAGACCUCAUAGGUUUAACAAUCUGCGGGCACAAUUGUCUGCUGACUGCUGAAUGGAUGUCUGCCAGCAAAAUCGUGUGUCGAGUUGGACAGGCUAAAAAUGACAAGGGAGACAUUAUUGUUACUACAAAGUCUGGUGGCAAAGGCACCUCAACAGUUUCCUUCAAACUGCUUAAACCUGAAAAAAUAGGUAUCUUGGAUCAGUCUGCUGUCUGGGUGGAUGAAAUGAACUAUUAUGACAUGCGCACUGAUAGGAACAAAGGGAUUCCCCCCUUGUCCCUACGUCCAGCUAAUCCGCUUGGUAUUGAGAUAGACAAAGGCAGAUUUCCUCAAAAAGAUUUAGAGGCACUGUUUCCUGGGAUGAGUGCUGAUUUCACUAGUGAAAACUUUUCUGCUGCCUGGUACCUGAUUGAGAAUCAUUCAACAACAAGUUUUGAUCAGCUCAAAACGGCAGUUGUGAAUUUGAAGAAACAAGCCAAUAAGAAAAACGAGGGGAGUCUAGCUUAUGUGAAAGGAGGUCUCAGCACAUUUUUUGAAGCACAAGAUGCUCUGUCAGCAAUCCAUCAAAAACUGGAAGCGGAUGGAACGGAAAAAGUAGAAGGAUCCAUGACGCAAAAACUGGAGAAUGUACUGAACAGAGCCAGUAACACAGCAGAUACCUUAUUCCAGGAAGUGCUGGGUCGCAAGGACAAAGCCGAUUCAACGAGAAAUGCACUUAAUGUUCUUCAGCGUUUUAAAUUUCUUUUCAACCUUCCCUUGAAUAUUGAAAGAAAUAUCCAGAAGGGCGAUUAUGAUGUGGUUAUUAAUGACUAUGAAAAAGCCAAAUCACUCUUUGGAAAGACAGAGGUUCAAGUAUUCAAAAAAUAUUAUGCUGAAGUUGAAACCAGAAUUGAAGCUUUAAGAGAACUUCUGUUGGAUAAACUGCUUGAAACUCCAUCAACAUUGCAUGAUCAGAAACGUUAUAUAAGAUAUCUUUCUGAUCUUCAUGCGCCUGGGGACCCUGCUUGGCAGUGCAUUGGUGCUCAACAUCAGUGGAUUCUGCAGCUCAUGCACAACUGUAAGGAGAGCUAUGUUAAAGAACAAAAAGGCAACUCAUUGCUCCACAGCCCCAUGUUAGACCUGGACAGUGAUGUGCGUCCGUCACCAAUUGGCCAUCUCAGUCAAACUGCUUCAUUGAAAAGGGGCAGCAGCUUUCAGUCUGGCCGUGAUGAUGCUUGGCGAUACAAAGCUCCUCAGCAAGUUGUAUUUGUUGAAAAGUUGACAAAACUUGUUGUAAGUCAGCUGCCCAACUUCUGGAAGCUCUGGAUUUCUUAUGUGAAUGGAAGUUUAUUCAGUGAGACUGCUGAAAAAUCUGGCCAAAUGGAAAGAUCAAAGAAAAACGCUAGGCAAAGACAAAAUGAUUUCAAGAAAAUGAUUCAGGAAGUGAUGCACUCUCUGGUAAAACUUAUCCGUGGAGCUUUGCUUCCAUUCAGCCUCAGAGAAGGAGAAUCAAGACAGUAUGGUGGCUGGGAGAUGAAAUCUGAACUUUCUGGCCAGUGGCUAACACAUGUUAUCCAGACUGUAAGGCUUAGUUCUGAGUCUCUUACUGCACUCGAGAUACCCAAUGAUAUGCUUCAAAUCAUCCAGGAUCUUAUUUUGGACCUUCGUGUACGUUGCAUUAUAGUGACCUUACAACACACAGCUGAAGAUAUAAAGAGGUUAGCUGAAAAGGAGGACUGGGUUGUUGACAAUGAAGGUUUGACAUCAUUGCCAUCACAGUUUGAACAGUGCAUUAUCCAUUCCUUGCAAUCUCUUAAAACUGUGCUGGACUGCAAACCUGGAGAGGCCAGCGUUUUCCAGCAGCAGAAAACACAGGAGGAUGUGUGCCAGCUAAGCAUUGGGAUCAUGCAGGUCUUUAUAGACUGUUUGGAACAACUGAGCACCAAACCUGAUGGUGACAUAGAUACAGCACAUCUUUCAGUUGAUGUUUCGUCUCCGGAUUUGUUUGGAAGCAUUCAUGAAGACUCAAGUCUUUCUUCAGAACAGAGGCUUUUAAUUGCACUCAGCAACUGCCGUUAUCUGGAACGUCAUACCUUCCUAAAUAUAGCUGAACAUUUUGAGAAACAUGGCUUUCAAGGAGUUGAAAAAAUAACUCAAGUUAGUAUGGAAUGCUUGAAAGAGCUGGAUCAAAGACUGUUUGAAAUGUACAUUGAAUUCAAGGCAGAUCCGAUAGUUGGGUCCUUAGAACCUGGCAUUUAUGCAGGAUAUUUUGAUUGGAAAGAUUGUCUUGUUCCAGCAGGUGUCAGAAACUAUUUGAAAGAAGCAUUAGUGAAUAUUAUUGCUGUGCAUGCAGAGGUGUUUACCAUUUCCAAAGACUUAGUUCCUCGGGUAAUGUCAAGGGUUGUCGAAGCAGUCUCUGAAGAACUGAGUCGACUGAUGCAGUGCGUUUCAUCCUUCAGCAAAAAUGGAGCUUUACAGGCAAGACUUGAAAUCUGUGCGUUGAGAGAUACCGUGGCCAUAUACCUAACACCUGAAAGCAACUCGAGCUUUAAGCAAGCUUUGGAAGCCCUGCCCCAGCUUUCAAGUGGAACUGACAAAAAGUUACUAGAAGAGUUACUAAAUAAAUUUAAAAGCAGCAUGCACUUGCAGCUGACCUGUUUUCAAGCUUCUUCAUCAGCAAUGAUGAAAACAUAGACAACGACACAAUGCAGGCAGCUCGAAAGACAAAUGUGAUUAAACGUCACCCAUUUUUUCUGUACUUCUUCAAUUCUUUUUAAGACUGAAACAAACAAACGGAAUUUAACUGAAAAAGAAAUUACGAGAUACAACUCGACGUAAUGGUGUGGGGUAUCCUGCUGAGUGAGACUUCUGGUCAUAAAUACCGUGAUAAAAUGGUUUUCUGUCUACUGUAUUUCAUUCUGUGGAGGGGAUUAAGCCAAUUUGGUUUACGUACACUCUUCUUGGCUGUAUGUUCAUGAAGAAGUAUUCAUUGGUGUACUGCAAUCUCAGUUUCAUUUGUUAAAAAUACAUUGAAAUGUAUUUUUAGCAAAUGUCACCUUAAAUUUGGGUAUUACGCAUGUUGUUCAGUGUAUCGAUGUUACUUUCUAGAUGUAGAGUGAUACUGAUGUAAGUGACUGGAAGACUCAACUUCUAUAAACUAUUGAGAAGUAUGUAAUAAACAUUACGGCACAGCUGACUAUUAAGUGUUCAGAUACAAUAUGGAGAAGGACACUGCUUCUUUUGCAUUUAAAAAUUAUCACUCUUUUUCUAUUUUCAUCCACAGUUUUAAUGGUUGUAAGUCUGAUUUCUUGUGAGGCUUUUUCUUUCUUGCUUCUUCUGUAAUUAAAUGUGUUCCUGCCUCUUUUGUUUCUCCCUUCUAUUGGAAUAUUGGUGGUGAUAACUUUCACAUUUGAAAUAAGCUCUAUCCUUUCAUUGGCAAUUAACAGAAAAGCGCUACAAGUUUGUAAGAGUAGUAGAAGCUUUUUUAAAAAAAUGCUCAAGUAAAAUAUUCUUUGGCGUUAAGGAGCAGGAUAGUUAAUCGCCUUUCGCAUAGUCAGAAGUAAAGAGCACAAUGUGUCGCUGGUUUUGCUGCUUCCUUCGUACUCCUUUUGUCUCUUCUUGCUCCUACAGGCUUACUACCACUGUCUUCCUCUUCCCUCUUGUUAGUUGAUCCUCUUUUCACCACUAGUUAUUGAAUUUGUCUGGAGGGCGAUAGGGGUUAAGAAGGAAAGAACAGUUUUGCAGCCGUUAAGAUGUAGUUACACAAAAGUCAGCAACCAUGUUCCCAACAGGGAAGAUUUGGCACUGACUUUCAUUUUGGGACUUGAUAGAAGAUACAGGAAGUUAUAACGGAGAGCAACUAAUAGAAAGAAAGUGGUCUUGUUUUGGGGGGUGAGGGGUGGGUUUAAUUUUAUAACUGAAGUCAUGACUUGCAAGUAAAUCAUGGAGUAAUAAUGUAUUCUUUCUGUAUUUACAGUCAUUUGGAGUGGGACUUUUCAGAAACAGUGCACUGAAUUCUCAAACAAUUUUUUAAUGCCAACUCUUUUGCCAGUUCAGUUACGUGCUUUAAAAAUACCGUGUACAGUUCCUGUAAGAUGAAAUAAUGAAGAAACAGUUUGAUGCACGCGUAUUUACUCGUAAAAAAAAAAAAAAAAAAAAAAUGUGUCUAAGUAGUUAAUAGCAUGUUGAAUGGAAGUUUGAAACUUCAAAUAUAUGUCAUUAUUGGCUUUCAGGGAGAAUUGUUAAACACCUGGAGCAAUGUUGUUUUGUUAAAUGUUGUCCAUUCUAAGCUGGUUAUAGUCUCAGCUGCUGAUGUUACCUGAAAUACUCAUCCAGUUAGCUCAAUCUGUAACAGAUUUUGCUUCAGAAUCAUAAAACAUUAAUAAAUAUGGUCAUAUUUAUUGGCUCUUCUUGAA